AUGACAGGCAUGCAACGACUUUCAGGCAAAGUAGCUAUCAUCACGGGUGCAGCUAGUGGCAUUGGAUAUGAAGCAUCCAUCUUGUUUGCCAAGGAAGGUGCACAGGUGGUGUGUGCCGAUCUCAAUGAGCAAGGCAUCCAAAAGACAGUGGCCAAGAUUACAGAAUUGGUGGGCAAAGAUCGUGCUAUUGCCGUCAAGACCGAUGUGUCAAAGGAAGAUCAAGUCAAGCAUUUGGUGGAUACAGCCGUCAAGACAUUUGGCAAGCUCAACAUCAUGUUCAACAAUGCUGGUAUCAUGCACCCAGAAGAUGACAAUGCACUCACAACCCAAGAGCGUAUUUGGGAUUUGACCAUGGAUAUCAAUGUCAAAGGAGUUUGGUUUGGUUGCAAACAUGCUAUUCUUGCCAUGCGUGAAUCAGGUGGAGGAUCGAUCAUCAAUACUGCUAGCUUUGUUGCUUUGAUGGGUGCAGCCACGCCACAACUCGCAUAUACGGCAUCCAAAGGUGCGGUUCUUGCCAUGACACGAGAACUUGCCAUGGUCCAUGCUCGUGAAAACAUUCGAUUCAAUGCACUUUGUCCUGGUCCUUUGCGUACACCUUUGUUGAUGGAUUUCUUGAAUACGGAAGAAAAGAAACAACGACGUUUGGUGCAUGUGCCACAGGGUCGAUUUGGUGAAGCGAUUGAACAAGCCAAUGCUGCCUUGUUCCUUGCAUCGGAUGAAAGCUCUUAUAUCACAGGUGUGGAUUUCCGUGUGGAUGGUGGUCUUGCAUCUGCUUAUGUGACACCCGAAGGCGAACCCACUGGUCCGGUGCCAAAAAACUUUGCGGAGGUUUAG
Messenger RNA from Lichtheimia ornata, 834 nucleotides. RefSeq lists its product as uncharacterized. Lineage: Eukaryota; Fungi; Mucoromycota; Mucoromycetes; Mucorales; Lichtheimiaceae. The record is from RefSeq and is a predicted model, not a curated record. Bases 1 to 834 code for a protein of 277 amino acids. The transcript is spliced from 7 exons.